UCUAACACGCUCUCUGAACUGCCACGAACCAAUCGCAUCGCUCGUUUCCAUGAUAUGGAGGAAGCGUACAGAGUGUAGGUAGUUAUAACCGCCUUGGUGCUGCUGUCAGGUCGAUGCUGUAAGCUGUUACAGCCACUUGUCGUUUGCUAGGCUACAAUGCUAUCACCAUCCGUGGACAAUCUGGGCUGCUGGCAGUGAGUUGUUGGAGAAAUAGAGUUCAGCCGGUUAAACCAUGAAGACCAGUAAGUCCUAUAAGCUUGUGCUGCACAAGAAAGGUUUCGGUGGAAGCGACGAUGAGUUGGUUGUCAACCCAAAAGUUUUCCCUCAAGUCACUUUGGGGAACAUAAUUGAGAUUGCACAUCCCACCGAUGAAUACAGCCCCCUCCUGCUGCAGGUGAAGAGCCUCAAAGAGGACCUACAGAAAGAGACGAUCAGUGUGGACCAGACUGUCGCACAGGCCUUCAAGCUGCGUGCAUACCAGGAUGUCAUCGUUAACAUCGUCGACCCUAAGGAUGUGACGCUGGACCUGGUGGAGCUGACGUUCAAGGACCAGUACAUCGGCAGAGGAGACAUGUGGAGACUGAAGAAAAGCCUGGUGAGCACAUGUGCUUAUGUGACCCAGAAGGUUGAGUUCGCAGGAAUCAGAGCUCAGGCCAGUGAACUCUGGGUGAAAGGAGAGAAGGUGACCUGUGGCUACAUCAGUGAAGACACCAGGGUGGUGUUCAGAUCUACGUCUGCCAUGGUUUACAUCUUUAUCCAGAUGAGCUGUGAGAUGUGGGACUUUGACAUCUACGGCGACCUCUACUUUGAAAAGGCUGUCAAUGGUUUCCUGUCUGACCUUUUCACUAAGUGGAAGGAGAAGAACUGCAGCCACGAGGUGACGGUGGUACUGUUCUCACGCACGUUCUACAACGCCAAAACAUUAGAGGAAUUUCCAGAGAUUCUUAGAGGCUCCAUCAGAGAAGACCACGAGGGACGCUUCUAUGAAGACUUCUACAGGGUCGUAGCUCAGAACGAGAGACGGGAUGAGUGGACGUCGAUGUUGGUCACUAUCAAGAAGCUCUUCAUCCAGUAUCCAGUGCUGGUGCGACUGAAGGAAGCAGAUGCUUUUCCUGUCGGUUACAACGCCACCGCUGCCCAAGGCAACUACCUGGAAGCCAUUAACCUGUCGUUCAAUGGCCCUGUGCAGGAUUCUGGUGAAACUAGUGAGUCCUCACACAGAGACAGUCAGUGUGGAUUAUCAUUAAGUCACAGCGUCCACCACAAACUGCUACACAACAGGACACCACCUGGAGACUCUGGUGUGGGUGACGACUACAACCUUCCUCACUGGAUCAACCACAGCUUCUACACUUCCAGCAGCCAGAACUCGUGUGGUUCCUUCACCCCUCGGAUUAAACUCGCUGGCCAUAAGCUUCAAGCAGAGAAGUUCAAGAGCAGCAAAGAGCACACUCUCUGUGUGCCAAAGGACUGUGACAACGCGCUGCCCAUACAGGUGGACUACGACGCCUACGAUGCUCAGGUGUUCCGACUUCCAGGUCCUUCACGAAUUCAGAGGAGCACAAACUUCAGAAUGGCUCGAGACAAAGAGAGUGGGAGGAAGAGCUGGGGCUCGGUGGACGUCAGCACGGGCAUAGGUGCGUCCCCUCCGGUUCGCUCAGGAGGUCCCGACGAACAACGAAGCCUGGCCUCUGAUGACAGCCUGGGUCCCGUGUCCAACAUGCUGCUGAUACCCCGGAUGCCUGCUGCUCAGUAUGAAGUCAGCAGUUCUUUGGGAUACACCAGCACCAGAGACCUUUUAGAGAAGAUGAUGGAGUCUCAGCGGGACUCCAGCGCCCCGGGGAGGUUCACAGUGGGAAGUGCCGAGUCCACGCUGCACAUCCGGCCGGGAGGUUACGCUCCUCAGAGAGCGCUCAUCAAUCCCUUCACCCCAUCCAGGAUGCCCAUGAAGCUCACGUCCAACCGCCGCCGCUGGAUGCACACGUUUCCUGUCGGUCCUUCUGGGGAGGCCAUCCAGAUCCAUCAUCAGACCAGGCAGAACAUGGCGGAGCUGCAGGACAGCCAGCAGAGAGACCCCGCCCACACCUCUGCGGAGCUGCUGGAGCUCGCCUAUCACGAGGCCACCGGAAGGCGAAGCACCUCGCGCCACGCAGGAGACAACGGCCUCUAUCCCGCUGCAGGAGGGGAGGAGUUCACCGGAAGCCCGGGGAGCAACAACAGCGGAACUUUCACCAACCGCAGCUCAUUUCAGGACUUCUCUGCCGCUGGUGCCGAUCCCAGCCUGCUGCUAUCUGCACCCCCCACAGUGCCCAGCUUCUGCUGCACAGUGGGAGUGGACUGGAAGUCCCUGACCACGCCGGCGUGCCUCCCGCUUACCACGGACUACUUCCCUGACCGGCAGACGCUGCAGAACGACUACACCGAGGGCUGCUACGAUCUGCUGCCGCACAGCGACCUGGACAGGAUGGGUGCAUCUCAGGUGUUUGAGGAGUUCAUCUGUCAGAGGCUCAUGCAGGGCUACCAGAUCAUCGUCCAGCCCAAUAACAGAAAACAGCAGCCCGCUGUGGCCACGCCCCUCGGCAGCAGUCCGCUGUACUCCAGAGGUCUGGUGUCUCUGCGUCGGACAGAGGAGGAGGAGAGCGUUUACUGGCUCAGCAUGGGCCGCACCUUCCACAAAGUCUGCCUCAAAGACAAGAUCAUAACGGUUACUCGCUACCUGCCAAAGUACCCGUACGAGUCGGCUCAGAUCCAGUACAGCUACAGCCUGUGUCCUCCGCACUCUGAUGCUCAGUUUGUUUGCUGCUGGGUCGAGUUUGGACACGAGAGACUGGAGGAGUACAAGUGGAACUACCUGGACCAGUACAUCUGCUCUGGUGGCUCGGAGGACUUCAGUUUGAUUGACUCGCUCAAGUUCUGGAGAACUCGCUUCCUCCUGCUGCCGGCCGGAGGGGCUCGUCGGGUGGCGGAUGGGGAGGGACACUGGGACGUUUACGGGGAGGGAGCGGGUGCUGGAGCGGGUAACAGCGGGGACUGGGUCCUGUUGGACGGCUUCAUUCGUUUCCUGGAGGGUCUCAACCGUAUUCGGCGCCGGCACCGCUCUGACAGGAUCAUCAGGAAGAGUGCGCCCCUCAAAGGGCUCCAGGUGACCAGCCCGCUCUCUCCGUACCCCGCUGAGCCCGUGGCGCCACCACAGGGCAAGAAGGGCACGUCAGCCUUAUCAGCCCUGCUGGAGAUGGAGCAGAACCAGAAGACACUGGAGGAGACGGCGAAGCCCUCAGCAGCCGUCGGUGACCCUGCAAGUGUGACCGCAGCUCCCACAUACGUAGACAGCCCCCGCAAGCUGGCGGCUGAGACGAGCGAGGCUGCAGACAGAGGAGUUCAGCCCGGAGCAGCAGCGCAGCCUACAGGAGAAGCUGCAGCCUGCAGCACCGACGUCAGUGGGCAGUCUGCAGCAGGAGUCCUCUCUCUGUCCUCUUCCUCCACACUCAUGGAGAUCCUGGAAGCGAUCAAACAUCCCACGAAUGGCCAAAACGAACGUGCUCAGACAAAAACAUACUUCAGGGUUCGUGUGGUCGCUGGAUAUCUGCAGAAAAUGUUGGAUGAAGGUUUGGUGACGCACGCCUCGGGGGAAGCCAUGCGCACCUUUGUCUACGGCUUCUACUUCUACAGGAUAGUGGGAGAGAAGGACGCCGUUUCCCCUGUAGGCGCCACCCCCCCGCUCUCCACCGCUGCAGGCGGGGGCUGGUCCACUGCAGCACUAGAGGAUUUUUCCCUGUUCCAAAGAAAGUGGUUCGAGGUGGCCUUCGUGCUGGAGGAGCGGCGCCCCUGCGACCUCCCGGCCUUCCUCCUGCCCUGGCUGCCCAGCCGACCAGCUUCCUACGCAAGUAGGCACAGCUCCUUCAGCCGCAGCUUUGGAGGACGCAGCCAGGCCGCUGCACUGCUAGCUGCUACAGUUCCAGAGCAGAAGACGGUCACUCUAGACGUGGACGUCAACAACCGCAGUGACCGAACUGAGUGGUGCAGCUGUUAUUACCACGGCAACUUCUCCCUCAACGCUGCCUUUGAGAUCAAGCUGCACUGGAUGGCCGUCACUGCUGCAGUGCUCUUUGAAAUGGUCCAAGGCUGGCACAGGAAGGCGGCGUCCUGUGGUUUCCUGUUGGUGCCGGUGCUGGAAGUUCCCUUCGCUCUGACGUCCUGCCUGUACGGAGACCCGCUGAGAGCGCAGCUCUUCAUUCCUCUGAACGUCCACUGCCUGCUGAAGAAUGGCAGCGACAACCUUUUUGAAGGGUUUGAACCGGAGACGUACUGGGACAGGAUGCAGCUCCUUCAGGAGGCCGUCCUCUACAGGUUUGGCUUCGUGCAUGACAAGUUUUCUGCUUCCACCUUUAAUUUCCCGUCUGAGAACAAGCCUCAGUACAUCCACGUCACAGGCACCGUGUUCCUGCAGCUGCCGUACGCUAAGAGGAAGUAUUCGAGCGGGCAGCAGCGCCGCCGUAGAAACUCCACCACCUCCAACAGCCAGGGCCCGUUCGGAGGGGAGGAGAGGGUGGGCUACUACUGGGCCUACAACACCAUGCUGACCAAAGCGUGGAGAACCGGAGUGCUGGGCGACGAGCGGCUGGCGGACCGGCUGCUCAGAGACUUCACCGACUUCUGCAGCAACAAAGACAACAGACUUCAGAGCUUCUGGGACGGCUGCCAGGAGAAGAUGAACGCCAGCGCUCCCUGACAGCAGCGUUAAAGCCGCGCAUCGCGCUGCCUGCUGAGAGCUGCUGCUGGCAGCUCUGCAGCCUCACAACAGCAAUAAAACUACACAAUUCAAA
Messenger RNA from Pundamilia nyererei, 4823 nucleotides. RefSeq names its product DEP domain containing 5, GATOR1 subcomplex subunit (gene depdc5). Bases 233 to 4729 code for a protein of 1498 amino acids. Gene Ontology annotation, molecular function: GTPase activator activity. The transcript has 42 exons. Gene Ontology annotation, cellular component: GATOR1 complex; lysosomal membrane. The record is from RefSeq and is a predicted model, not a curated record. NCBI's taxonomy places the organism in Eukaryota, Metazoa, Chordata, Actinopteri, Cichliformes, Cichlidae. Gene Ontology annotation, biological process: positive regulation of autophagy; cellular response to amino acid starvation; negative regulation of TORC1 signaling.